UCAAUCUAACGGGGGCUGUGUGGUCGUUGUUGUACGCGCAGGGUAAGGCAAGCAGUAUGGCGGAAGAAGAGGGCGACCUGGAAUCAGAAAGCUUUAAAGAACAGUUAGGGAGUUUAUUGAACUGUCGCAGUAGCGACGAAUGUGGAUCGCAAAGCAAGGACUACUGCGCUAGAUUUUGCGAGUUGGUGGAGGAUCAGACUGGAAGAUGGCAGGUGCCGUUACCCCAGCUACAGGUGCUACGGACAUCACUCUGCUACUUUGCCCGAGACACAGCGACCUUCCCGUCGGACUGCGAACAUGUGCGCUAUGCCCUGAGCAGCCUUGCCUUGAGCUAUUUUGAGCUGCUGCUGUUUUUUGGGAAGGAUGAAUUCCUGGAGAGUCCUCUGAAAGAUAUCCUUGAGUCUUUUCAGGAAUGCCAGGCAAGCCUAGCGAGACACAAGAAUGUGUACCUGCUGCUGCUGAAGCAGGUCAUCAAAGAUGGCGGGCCGUGGGAGAACCCCGUCCUGCAGACGAUCCUGAGAGAGACGGGUGCACCGCGGGAAGAAGUGGAGCGCUACCUGAGCUCGGAGGCCGCGGUGUUCUUCGAGCUGCGGGUGCGCUACCUGCAGGCCUGCGAGCGCAUUCAGGAGGCCGUCGCUCUGGCGAAGAGCUGCAUAGAGCAUCCGGAAGCGGGCCGGUGCCUCUACUUUCACCAGGCCUAUCUGACCUGCCUCCUGAAGGCAUCGCUCUACGAUCACUUGCAGAAGGAGAUAGCUGAGAUCGAUGGGAAAGAUGCCGUGGAGAUCAUAUGCAACAGCGAGAACGAGGAAAGGGACGACCUGCUCUUAGCUCUUAGCAGGGCCUUUCUUGUUCAGCAGCUGCAGAACGGAGACAUGUACUACAUUUGGGACCUCAUCUUUAUAUGGAGCAAAAUUCAUCUCAGGGCAAACCCCUCCAAACAAGACUUCCUGGAGGAAUGCCAUCAGCUGAUGCUGUCUGCAACAAACGUGAAGUCCAUCUUCCCAUUCAUUAAGGUCGUCCGGGGCGAAUUGGGGAACGAAGGCUUGCAGUUCUGCGUGGAGUUGUGCGGCCGUGCUCUUCAGAUGGACCUGCACCACGACCCAGUUACCAAGCUGCUGAUCUACAAGACCCUCGCCUUCCUGCUGCCCAACGACCUGGAAGUUUGCAGAGCCUGUGCGCUUCUGGUUUUUUUUCUGGAACGCACCGUGGAGUCCUACAAGACUGUGUACCUCCUCUACACUCAUCCCGACCAGGAGUACCAUCCAGACUGCGGCUUCAUCAAAAACCACAUCCGCUUUGAGGUUCUCCAAAUCCUCAAAAAGGGACUGUUUUUUGACCCAGAAUUUUGGAAUCUAAUCACUCUGAGGACUAACUGCCUGAAACUUAUGAGUGAGAAAGUAAUGCAAGCUGCUCUAAAUGAAAACAUGGAGGAGGAUAAAUGGAUACCAAAUUACUGUGUGAAAGAGCCAUCCAAAAUCAUCUUGGAUACCCCAGAAUACCGCACAAACCAAGUGAGGAGACGACCUGUGAAAAAGUUCAAUAAGCCUGUGAUUAGACGCAUUGUAGUGCCACCUGAGGUAGUAGAGGUAUCGCUUGUUAAGAAACGUGGCAGGAAACCAGGGUCACGUGUUAUCAAAGUGACAGAUGACUCUCAGUUGAGACGGUCCUUCAGACAGCUGGACAUGGCUCAGGACAACUCCACUAGACAACACGACAAUAGGCAGCAGAGACUACUGGCUAGACAGGGGGACAAGAAAACCCUAAAACGGCGUGGCAGGAAGCCUCGAUGGCUCCUGCAAGAGAUGGCCAAGCAGGCGGAGAACAGAUUGGGACAGCCUGGGAGGAAAAAACAACUUCCUACAAAUGCAGAGGUGGAGACAAAGCUGCAUGGCAACUGCCUGGCGCAAACGGACAAUGACACUGAGAAAGCACAAGAAGUUUCCGUGGAGGAAACCAGCUGUGACGUUGAGCUGACCCCUCAGUCCCCGGCAGAAGAGACUGCAAAUGUAGAAACUGUCCUCCUACAAAAAGAGGGAUUGCCCCUACUGGCUGUACCCCUCCUAGAUGACCCAGUACUGACUCCUGUCCCGGUGACCAUGCUGGAAGUCAGCAUCCCAGACAAUGAAGUGAUGGACACGUCCACAGAGGAGGUGGAAAUGCAACCACUGGCAGAUAUUGCUUUACAGGAGCCCAGUCUUGAGGAUAGAGUUGACAUGGAAGUAGUUCCUUCGGAAGAACCCUUCACUGAAUCUUGUGACAGGGAGGAGGACUCUGCUGAUGAACCCCCAGGCAACUCCUCCUGGUGUGCGCUGCCACCAGAGGCAAGGGGCCAGGUUUCCCCGGAAUCCGCUGUCGAGGUGGACAACGAUGUCAUACAGCAGUGGCACAACUAUUCAAGAAAUCCCGAAGAAGAAAAUGUUGAAGAAAAGGUCCUGCUUCCUGAUACAGUGCCGAAAGAGUUCCCCACAGCACCACAGGAGUGUCCUUCAGAAAGCACUGAAUCUGGGCCAGAGCUUUCAGGAGAAGUCUGUGAGGUUCCGCAGGUAGAAGUGCCCCCCGCCUUACAGACUCCACCUGGAGUGGCUUCAAGCAGUGAGGCUGACGUGGAAGUACCCGAGAGCAUGCCUGCGGCUUUUGAAGAGGUACCUGAGGCAGUUUUUCACCAAGAAGUCAUUCAAGCAGAAGAGAGCAGUGUGGCUACAGAGACCUCAUUUUUUGACAAUGCCAUUAGUGUUCCAGCGGAUGAGACCUCCGUUCCCGAUGACUCUAGCAGUGCUCCCCAACACACAGACAGUGCUUUUGACGCAGGCGUUAUUGCUGGCACAGAAAACUUUGAAAACACAACCGAUACCAUUGGCGACUCAGUUGUUAAUAACGCAUGGGGUUCGGAUAACAUGACUGCUGUCCCCAGUGAUGAAACUGUCCCCAGGGAUGCAGCUGAACCUGUCCUCAGCGAUGCAGCUGAACCUGUCCUCAGCGAUGCAGCUGAAACUGUCCCCAGCGAUGCAACAGUCCCUAGCGAUUCAGCUGUCCCCAGCGAUGCAACAGUCCCUAGCGAUUCAGCUGUCCCCAGCGAUGCAAUAGUCCCCAGCCAUGAAACUGUCCCCAGCCAUGAAACUGUCCCCAGCGAUGGAACCGUCUCCACUGAUGCAACUGUCCCCAGUGAUGUCAUUAACGGUGUCAUUAAUCUAACAGUGUCACAGACUGACACUACACAUGAUCCUGGGCAGGACUCAAGGCUCCCCUUAGAACUGCCACAGACUGAAAUCUUAGAGCCAGAAAAGGGUUUCUCAGAACCAGAACCUGUAUCUAGACCCGUGUCUGAUGGUCUACCGAAAAAGGUUCUGAAGUAUCGUUGCAAGCUCUGCAAAAAGGAAUUCAAAGGUGGAAACAUAAUGCGGCACGCUGUUGCACACCUUCAGAGGGACAAGCAUAAGUGUGUGUUUUGUGGAAAACUUUUUAACCGUCCCCUUAUUGCUAAGAAACAUUUACAGGAGCAUAUUGUGAAGCUGAGAUUAGAAGCGGACUCUAUUAGUAGCUUGGCUCCUGAAAAUGGAACUCCCGAAACGCUGGAAUGUGCGAGACGAUCUCUAUCAAGAAGUGCUAAGCACGAAAUGAAACCGGAAGCCAGUGCCCAAAAAAUGGUUCCUUCAAAAAAAAGGAAGUACAAUAAGAAGCAGGAAGUAUUGCAGAAACUGGAGGAGGUAAGAGAGUCCAAUUCUGUCACGGACAAAAAACCUGUACAGAAAGCCAACGGAUCCAUUGUGGAAGGAAAGCUGAAGCUUGAGAAAGAGGAAUACUCAUGUCCUUCAGAUGGUUGCACAAAGAAGUUUGUCAGGAGAGGGAUGUCCAUGAUCAGACAUGCGCUGGCAUCCCAUCCCAGUGACACUAAAGUCCAGGAAUUUGCCUUCCGCUGGAGAAAGGGAAAGUGUAAGUUUUGCCAAAGAAUAUUUUGGAGCUUUCUUCAUUAUCAAGACCAUAUCAAAAGGCACGACCAUCCCCUCAAACACAUCUGCCUCCAUACUGACUGCAAAAACAGGUUCAAAACUAAGUCUGAACUAAGGGCUCACUUGAAGAGCCAUCAACCACUUCAGGCACAGUGCCUCUUUGCGGGCUGUUCCCAGACCUUCGGUCGCCUGUCUCAGCUGCAGGAUCACGAAUGGCGGCAUUACCCGGUUCCUGACACAAAGGAAGACUCGUUGUGGAUGACGCAGAUGCAUCGUAAAGUCGGCAGACCGGCGAGAGGGAAACGAAAAGACGCCCAGGAUGAUUCCGGUCACCACGUGAAAGUAAAGAAGGGGUCUGCAGAGCCGCAGGCCACUGUGCCGAAUAGCGGCGGCACGUGCGGCAGAGCAGAGAUUGGCACUGUAGAAGUUAAGGAUGAACACAAGGCCGUGGGUGAAACGAGCACAGCUGAAAGGCCUGUGGGAACCGAAGACACGAGGCCUCCGGAGGGCAGUGCUUCUGACGCACAGCUACUGAACGGGCACAGGGAAACUGCAACUCUCUCGCACACCCAGGUGGAUACCGAAUCUACAAUGGAGAGUAGCAAAGAGACCCCAGUGGAGAUCAAUAAUGUCGACAAAGGGAUCGAACCGGAAAGCGUAGCGAGUCACCAGGAGGAGCCUGUCGCUCAGGCACAAAAAAGGGUCAAAGAUGGUGAAGCGGAGCUUUCCAGCUACGGAGGAACCUCGGGCCGGCCCUUCGUCCGGCCCCCGCCCUCGGCCUACCUUGACGAGCGCUACAUCAGCAUGCCGAAGCGCCGGAAGUCGUCGCCCAGCGACUCUCGCUCUUCUGUGGAGCCGAGCAGCUUGACCGGCGAUGCUCAGAGGCGACGCUGCUCCAAGUGCUUCUCCUCCUUCGGCAGCGCGGAGGACCUGCAGAGACAUCUCUCCCUCAACAACUGCACGUCCCUCUUUGGCUUCGACUCGGAUGAAGAAAGUGCCUGUUAAAAAAGAAAAGAAAAGAAAGGUGAAACUGACAGUGACAUCUGUGGGGACCAUCCAGGAGCAGACAGGGUGCGAGUGGACGACCUUCAUCUAAGGAGGUCAACCUACUUCCAUACGGGCCUGAUGGAUGGGCCCUUUUCACAACCUCUCUGCCAACCUCUCGAGCAAGCAACUCAGAGGACUUCAGUCCAUACUACAGCUCAGCCGUGGGUGCAGAGGAACUGAAACUACAACCUUACAGGCGACCACCAGAGAGCCACUUUGGGGUCUGUCAUUGAGCUCUGAAGCGAUGGAACUCGCCACGGAGAACUGUUUGUGAGUGGAGUCCUUCUCCUCUGGUCAGGCAGCGGCAACUUGGCAAUGAAAAUUUGCCCAACAGUCAGGACACAUUCCCAGUUUUAAGAAGUGCCUGGACCGUAAUGUUCAACUUCCUGCAAUAUUUAUUGUAAGUGGUUCGGGAACGUGGCCAUGUGGACAAUUUUGUCUUACUUACUUUAGAGGCCGAGGGGGGACUCUGCCUGUUGUAUAAAGACAGCCAUUGGAGAUUUAAUAAAGACUUUCAUCUUGCGACACCAUGAGCCCAGAGUUUGUUCCACAGUUGUGCGUUACCUGUCGCAGUGUUUGCCGGCAUUGAGGGUCGUGCUCCCAGGUCUCUCUCUCCUUCACCUCAAGUGAUUCCUCUCGUUUGUCUCCAGCUGGUGCAUUUCCGUCGUGCAACGUGACCGUCUGCAUCUCACUGAGGUCAACGAAAGUUUGUCUGAUUCACUGUAUCGUAUUGUGCCUGUUGGACAGUGCUGCGUUGCCAUGGGGAUGAAGAAGUGCACUGCACAAGGGCCCUGCAAAACAGAUUGUUAACCGGGCAGUUUAAAGUGGACGGAUGGGCAGAGAUUGAGUGUGUAACCCCUAUGUACAUGGACAGUAUUCCACACCACUCAGGUAUGGGCUAACCAGUUAAUGACAGGAAGUUCAAUCCAAUAAGACAAAUGGGGGUGUAAACCUUUUUAUCAGAGCUCUAUUAAACGCUGUGGAGUUUGUUUGUUUUUUUUUUUUCUUUCGAAAUUACAUUUUGUAAAAAAAAUUUAAAAAAAAGUUUAAAAGAGAAAAAAAGAAAGAAAAAGUUGUGUCCCAAAGCUGGCACAUAACUGUUCAAUGCGUGAACAGUGGCAUUCUUAUUUAUUCACAUUGUUUUUAUCUUAGUUCUGUAUAUGUAAAGAGUUUGGAUGGUUUAUGGUUCAAUAGAAAAAGCAGGUUUAUAUAACAAAAAUUUGUUUUAAAUAAAACACUAAUUUGAAAAAGAGGACUCAAAUUAAUUCUGUCUGGUUCUCUCGCCAUAAACGCAUUUCCAGGUAGCACACCAAUUUGAAACUUCUCCCCUGAGGUUAUAUUUUGUAUUUCUGCUGUAAUGGAGGUACAGGAAAAAUAACAGGAAAAGCCACAGCGCGUAAUCAUCUUAUCUUCCUUUUCUUGGCUGAAGGUACGCAAGGGGGAAAAUUCAUCCAAAAAUUGACUUCGGUGAGAUGUAACUGCAAGGCGGAGUUCAAACAACAAAUCUUGUUUCAAAGUUUGUUAGUUGACUGUUUAAUACUUUUCUGGAGAUGUCCAAAGUGUCAUGUACAGUCCUGUAUCAUAAAGCCUAAUCACUGACUGUCAUUGCAAUAGGCCGAUCGCCAAUUCGGCUAGAUCACCAACCACUGUCUGACUUUUGGUUGUAUAAUUUGUGCUUGACGCUUGCUGAACCAUAACACGCUGGAAACUUGCUUAAAUUCUUAAUUUAAACCGUGGACAAUGUGUUAAUAUUGGUCCUCGGUCAGUUUUGAAAUGGGUCAUGCAGCCGGUUAUGUGGGUUUGUGUCACUGUAUAUGGAAUCCUAUAUUUAUUUUUCUUACAUAAUCCAAACUAAGAUGAUCUUCAUCGACUGUAUUUUUUCUUAGAGCAAAUAUGAAUGCCUUUUGUUAAGACAAUUAAAAAAAUAAACCAAAGGAAGUCAAGUACUAAAAUUGCUAUGUAAUCAAGAGGAAGCCAAAUGUGUGACCAUGACUUGAGGCUUGCAGUGAAGAAAAAUGUAAUGUCCCAAUGCAUUCUGGGGGCAUCAUAGAUUACAAUUUCAUUUUCAGAAUUUGUAGUGCUUAAUUUAUAAGAUUUAAUUUCCAGGUGUGGAUCAAAUUUUCGGGCUUCCUUGUCGAAUGUUUAACAGUAUUUCUUACAGUUAGAUUUACAUGUUUUUCUUCCUAUUGCAGUACAGAAUGGACAGUGAUUCAUCUGCAAUAAAGCUGUUGCCUGUACCAAUAGAUUGGAAAUGUGAUCCAGGCUAAUUAAAGUACUUAACCUUCAGUGUAGUAAAAUGAGCUUUUUCUUAAGCUGUUAAACACAUUUGUUAAUGAUACUGCUUAUUCAGAAGUGCAUUAGUAUUUAAUAUUUUAAGAUUUAGAAUAAUGGAUAAACCUUUGUUUGAUGGAGCAGGAAACUGCGUAUUUUAGUUAAUUGUAACAGGUGUAUUUGAGAUUGCUUUAUUAAAAGUGCUACUAUUUUCCCAU
Anguilla anguilla (European eel) is the source of this 7483-nucleotide messenger RNA. RefSeq lists its product as uncharacterized. Gene Ontology annotation, biological process: regulation of transcription by RNA polymerase II. NCBI's taxonomy places the organism in Eukaryota, Metazoa, Chordata, Actinopteri, Anguilliformes, Anguillidae. The coding region runs from base 57 to 4952 and encodes 1631 amino acids. The record is from RefSeq and is a predicted model, not a curated record. The transcript is spliced from 9 exons. Gene Ontology annotation, molecular function: DNA binding; DNA-binding transcription factor activity, RNA polymerase II-specific. Gene Ontology annotation, cellular component: nucleus.